Molecule: messenger RNA, 3028 nt
Organism: Paramuricea clavata
Lineage: Eukaryota; Metazoa; Cnidaria; Anthozoa; Malacalcyonacea; Plexauridae
Source: the annotation of a GenBank genome assembly
CGUUCCUCACUCUGAGGACAGCGUUCCUCACUCUGAUGACAGCGUUCCUCACUCUGAGGACAGCGUUCCUCACUAUGAGGACAGUGUUCCUCACUCUGAGGACAGCGUUCCUCACUCUGACGACAGCGUUCCUCACUCUGAGGACAGCGUUCCUCACUCUGAGCACAGCGUUCCUCACUCUGAGGACAGCGUUCCUCACUCUGAGGACAGCGUUCCUCACUCUGAGGACAGCGUUCCUCACUCUGAGGACAGCGUUCCUCACUCUGAGGACGGCGUUCCUCACUCUGAGGACGGCGUGCCUCACUCUGAGGACAGCGUUCCUCACUCUGGGACAGCGGUCCUCACUCUGAGGACAGCGUUCCUCACUCUGAGGACAGCGUUCCUCACUCUGAGUACAGCGUUCCUCACUCUGAGUACAGCGUUCCUCACUCUGAGGACAGCGUUCCUCACUCUGAGGACAGCGUUCCUCACUCUGAGGACAGCGUUCCUCACUCUGAGGACAGCGUUCCUCACUCUGAGGACAGCGUUCCUCACUCUGAGGACAGCGUUCCCCACUCUGAGGACAGCGUUCCUCACUCUGAGGACAGCGUUCCUCACUCUGAGGACAGCGUUGCUCACUCCGAAGACAGCGUUCCUCACUCUGAGGACAGCGUUCCUCACUGUGAGGACAGCGUUCCUCACACUGAGGACAGCGUUCCUCACACUGACGACAGCGUUCCUCACUCUGAAGAAAGCGUUCCUCACUCUGAGGAAAGCGUUCCUCACUCUGAGGACAGCGUUCCUCACUCUGAGGACAGCGUUCCUCACUCUGAGGACAGCGUUCCUCACUCUGAGGACAGCGUUCCUCACUCUGAGGACAGCGUUCCUCACUCUGAGGACAGCGUUCCUCACUCUGAGGACAGCGUUUCUCACACUGAGGACAGCGUUCUCACUCUAAGUAAAGCUUUCCUCACUCCGAGGAGAGCGUUCCUCACUCUGUGGACAGCGUUCCUCACUCUGAGAACAGCGUUCCUCACUCUGAGGACAGCGUUCCUCACUCUGAGGACAGCAUUCCUCAUUCUGAGGACAGCGUUCCUCAUUCUGAGUAAAGCGUUCCUCACUCUGAGUAAAGCGUUCCUCAUUCUGAGGGCAGCGUUCCUCACUCUGAGGACAGCGUUCCUCACUCUGAGGACAGCGUUCCUCACUCUGAGGACAGCGUUCCUCACUCUGAGGAAAGCGUUCCUCACUCUGAGGAAAGCGUUCCUCACUCUGAGGAAAGCGUUCCUCACUCUGAGGAAAGCGUUCCUCACUCUGAGGAGAGCGUUCCUCACUCUGAGGAGAGCGUUCCUCACUCUGAGGACAGCGUUCCUCACUCUGAGGACAGCGUUCCUCACUCUGAGGACAGCAUUCCUCACUCUGAGGACAUCGUUCCUCACUCUGAGGACAGCGUUCCUCACUCUGAGGACAGCGUUCCUCACUCUGAGGACAGCGUUCCUCACUCUGAGGACAGCGUUCCUCACUCUGAGGACAGCGUUGCUCACUCUGAGGACAGCGUUCCUCACUCUGAGGACAGCGUUCCCCACUCUGAGGACAGCGUUCCUCACUCUGAGGACAGCGUUCCUCACUCUGAGGACAGCGUUCCUCACUCUGAGGACAGCGUUCCUCACUCUGAGGACAGCGUUCCUCACUCUGAGGACAGCGUUCCUCACUCUGAGGACAGCGUUCCUCACUGUGAGGACAGCGUUCCUCACUCUGAGGACAGCGUUCCUCACUCUGAGGACAGCGUUCCUCACUCUGAGGACAGCGUUCCUCACUCUGAGGAAAGCGUUCCUCACUCUGAGGACAGCGUUCCUCACUCUGAGGACAGCGUUCCUCACUCUGAGGACAGCGUUCCUCACUCUGAGGACAACGUUCCUAACUCUGAGGACAGCGUUCCUCACUCUGAGGACAGCGUUCCUCACUCUGAGGACAGCGUUCCUCACUCUGAGGACAGCGUUCCUCACUCUGAGGACAGCGUUCCUCACUCUGAGGACAUCGUUCCUCACUCUGAGGACAGCGUUCCUCACUCUGAGGACAGCGUUCCUCACUCUGAGGACAGCGUUCCUCACUCUGAGGACAGCGUUCCUCACUCUGAGGACAGCGUUCCUCACUCUGAGGACAGCGUUCCUCACUCUGAGGAAAGCGUUCCUCACUCUGACGACAGCGUUCCUCACUCUGAGGACAGCGUUCCUCACUCUGAGGACAGCGAUCCUCACUAUGAGGUCAGCGUUCCUCACUCUGUGGACAGCGUUCCUCACUCUGAGUAAAGCGUUCCUCACCCUGAGGAGAGCGAUCCUCACUAUGAGGUCAGCGUUCCUCACUCUGAGGACAGCGUUCCUCACUCUGAGGACAGCGUUCCUCACUCUGAGGACAGCGUUCCUCACUCUGAGGACAGCGUUCUUCACUCUAAGGACAGCGUUCCUCACUCUGAGUAAAGCGUUCCUCACUCUGAGUAAAGCGUUCCUCACUCUGAGUAAAACGUUACUCACUCGGAGGACAGCGUUCCUCACUCUGAGGACAGCGUUCCUCACUCUGAGGAAAGCGUUCCUCACUCUGAGUAAAACGUUACUCACUCGGAGGACAGCGUUCCUCACUCUGAGGACAGCGUUCCUCACUCUGAGGACAGCGUUCCUCACACUGAGGACAGCGUUCCUCACUCUGAGGACAACGUUCCUCACUUGAGGACAGCGUUCCUCACUCUGAGGACAGCGUUCCUCACUCUGAGGACAGCGUUCCUCACUCUGAGAACAGCGUUCCUCACUCUGAGGACAGCGUUCCUCACUCUGAGGACAGCGUUCCUCACUCUGAGGACAGCGUUUCUCACUCUGAGGACAGCGUUCCUCUCUCUGAGGACAGCGUUCCUCAUUCUGAGGACAGCGUUCCUCAUUCUGAGGACAGCGUUCCUCACUCUGAGGACAGCGUUCCUCUCUCUGAGGACAGCGUUCCUCAUUCUGAGGACAGCGUUCCUCAUUCUAAUAAUAAUAAUAAUAAUAAUAAUAGUCUUUAUUAA